Varroa destructor (honeybee mite) is the source of this 1577-nucleotide messenger RNA. RefSeq lists its product as uncharacterized. The record is from RefSeq and is a predicted model, not a curated record. NCBI's taxonomy places the organism in Eukaryota, Metazoa, Arthropoda, Arachnida, Mesostigmata, Varroidae.
GUUCGACUUCUUCGACUCAGACGACAACAGGCUCGCCGCGUCUGCUGCGAUCUCGGUUGUUGUCUUCGCUGAAACCGGCAUUAGCACCUACGUCGAAGCUUUUUGCGAUCAGUUACCGUCGCCUUACGCUAUUGUCUGAUCAACAUGUUUUCAAUGUCAUGUACGCUCGUGCGUUGUUGUUGUUGUUGUUGUGUAUGUAUGUGUGUGCUCGUAAUGGAAUCGUCUCGAUGCUGUGAUACGUAGUAGUCAAUUCCGCUCGUUUACUGGUCACCGACUAGAUGGCAAGAACAGAUCGAGAAAGAGAAACGGGGGGGUCGACUCUGACCUGAAAAGUAUAUAGGAGCCAAAUAUUGGCACAAUCCUGUAGGAAACCUCCUAGCUGCAAGCUGCGCGGAGGCAGACGAAAGCACGAAACGAAAGGUAGAAGCAAUAGAAACGUCGAACGUAGAUCCGACUUAGACGGCGAACAUUUGUUUUAGCCAAAGUUCGAAAUUUCUAAUCUAGCCUUCGAACUACCUUUUUUCGUCAUCCAUCUUUUGCUGCUUCGCAUAUUUUUCCGUUAUUGACUUUACCAAGAACUGCGAGUGCUUCAGCAUUCGAUCAGCUCUGAGUAGUUCACGUGGAUUUUGCCUUUUAGCUUUAAUACACACUUCUACUUUUCGAUUCUGCUGUUUGCAUUGACAAAGUAAUGCUAGCUUUUGCACUUGCGAUGUUUAUGGCGGCACUUGUGCCAGUGCCAAAAUGCACUGCUUCGCCUGAUUUGUCACCAAACUGGAAUCCACGUUCGACAUACAGGUCAACGCGCGACUGGCGAUCCUCGUCCACCUGGGGCUAUUCGACGAAAGCAUGGGAUCGCGGCUUCUCCACACGGAAAUGGAGCUAUCCGACCCAGCUGCCCACUCGCCAAUGGGACCCUUACCUCAACCACGGCCAUGAACAGGGACAGGUGGUUCGUUAUCCCGAUGGUCAGAUCGUGCAAUAUGGACAACGAUCGAACAAUCCCACUAACGGAUAUUCCUAUAUGCAAACGCCGGUCAUUCAUUAUCAGCAAGGUGUUAUGCCUACCCAGAGUUGGAAGCCUACUCUCGAGUGCAAAUCUGAGCAGAUGGAGCGUUGCUUCCGCGAAUGCGAAGAGCGAAAAAUUCAUUCGUUUACCUGCAGACCCCAGUUCGGCGUAGCAUUUACGUGCUCGUGUUCCGUAACUAUCUACAUACCGAACGUUGCCGUUUAGUAUCAGCCUACACAUAAAGUCACAUGAAUAAAGCUAGCGUAUUAUUAAGCCCGGUUGGGCAUCGGGGCAUUAAUAGCAAGUCAAAACAUUGCGACUUGUUGCGCACAUUAAAUCCUUAACCUCACCGCAGAUCAUUCACUUCAAUCGUAGCACAUUCACUAGCCGCUAACCCAUAACAUACAAAUCACAUUAAUAACAGUUACGGAAAGAAAAAAGUCUAAGUGUGUGUACCCUGUGGCGCACUCAACAUAUAGCUUUCAAAUACGAGGAUAUUUAAACGAUGCAACCAGCGAACUACCGAAACGCUGGAUGCGAUGUGUAUGUGUAAUAUAGUUUCGCUGUUAAA